UCUGUGGUUAGUUUAGUAGACGAUUUCGAGAAGAAGAAAGCAGGCGUAAUUUCCUUAUAAUUUAUUUUACAUAACUUUUUAGUGCUUAAAUAUGGCUAAACGAAAGAACAAACCAUUGAUAGAUUCGGAUUCUAGCAGCGAGUGUUCAGAUUUGGACUCGCAAUUCCUGAAUUUAGCUAAGAAAAAGAAAAAGACAGAUUCCCCACCCCCCAAAUCCAAGAGCAAGUCGUCGGGACGAUCUUCAGACAGUGAGUCCGACUGGGAUGAUGAUGAUGACAAGAAAAAUUCCAAAUCGUCUUCAUCAUCGGGCUCAGACUCCGACUCAGACAGAAGCGACACAUCCAAGAAAGAACCUCCAAAACCAGCUCGUAAAGGUAGCAAGUCAGAUAUCACAGACGUGAAGAAACCGGAAGCGAAGAAACCUGAACCGAAGAAAGAUACGAGGAGAAGUACAGACAGUGCUGGGUCGGGGAAAAAAAAGGAUGUUUAUAGCGAGCCAGAGGAAGGGGAGGUGUCAUCACACUCAUCAGACAAUGAUUCUAUUGAUUCUGAAGAAGAAUUCGAUGAUGGUUACGAUGAGAACCUCAUGGGCGAUGAAGAGGACAGAGCGAGGCUGGCCGCCAUGUCAGAGAAGGAGAGGGAACAGGAGAUCUUCAAGCGUAUCGAGAGGAGAGAUCUCAUGAAAACCAGAUGGGAGAUCGAGCGCAAACUCCGGCUAGCCCGUCGUUCAGCGGCUGAAAGAUCAGCAUCGCCUGGGGAAAUAGCGCGCAGAAGAGAAGCAAGGCAACGACGCCGCGCGCAGAGAGAGAAAGAGAGGGAACGAGAGAAGGAGAGACAGAGGGAGAAGAGGGAAGCAGAGGCGGAAGAACAAAAAGAGAUAGAAAAUGAGAAAGAGAAGACCCCGCCCAGUCCAGGGGAGAUUGUCGACGACUCCAAGGAUAAUGAAACAUCAGAGCGUUCUGCCUCCCCCCUGUUUGGCGCCAAGACCGAGGGCCGCAAGCGCAACGUGGAUGACCGACGACAGAACGCCAUGGCGGCGCUGCGAGCUCAGAGGGACGCCAAAGCGACCAGAGUGGAACACAUCAAGCAGAAACGAAGAUUAGAGGAGGAGAAGAAUAAGGAUAAGGAGGAGGAAGAUGACGCCGAUGCAGAAAUAAUCGGCGGCACGAGCAAACAGAGCGUCAAGUUGAAGGCCUCAGACAUAUACUCCGACGACUCUGGUUCAGACUCUGAAGACAACAAGUCUACAGGUCGACGCAGCUCAACAAGCUCUUCAUCGUCGGGCGGUGAAGAAGAAGAAAAAAAGCGGGAGCGAGAAGAAGUUGAAGUGAAAUACGCAGACUCGCGGGAUCAGAUCAACAAACUUAGACUUAGCAGAUUUAAACUAGAGAGGCUUGUGCACUUGCCGUUCUUCGCGCGUGUGGUCACCGGCUGCUUCGUGCGAAUCGGCAUCGGCAACAAUAACGGCAACCCGGUUUAUAGAGUAGCUGAAAUAAUAGAUGUAUAUGAAACGGCUAAGAUUUAUAACUUGGGCAACACGAGAACAAACAAGGGACUGAAACUACGGCACGGCACGCAAGACAGGGUGUUCAGAUUAGAAUUCGUUAGUAAUCAGGAAUUCACGGACAGCGAGUUCCAGAAAUGGUUCAAGGCCAUAAAAGAUGCCAACAAGAAACCACCCACCAUGGACUUUGUACGGAGCAAGAUUUUGGAGGUUAAAGAGGCGCUCAUGUACGAGUUUAAGGAAGAAGAUAUAGAAAAAAUUGUAGCUGAGAAGGAGAGGUUCCGUUCACACCCCACCAACUACGCCAUGAAGAAAACGCAACUGAUGAAGGAGAGAGACGUGGCACAGUUACGAGGUGACGACGAGCUGGUGAUGGACCUCAACGCCAAGAUCCAAGAGCUGGAGGAGCGCGCCUCGCACCUGGACAAGACCCGCACGUCGUCCAUACAGAGCAUCUCGUACAUCAACAACCGGAACCGGAAGAUGAACGUCGAGUCCGCCGAGAAGGCCAUCAUGGAGGAAGUGAAAGCGAACAAAGGCAAGAAACAGGACGACCCCUUCACGCGGCGGCACACCAAGCCUGUGAUGAACUUCAAAUCACAAAGCAGCAGGAGUCAGGAAUUAAUACAAAGCCAAGAGGAGGCGGCAGCCGUAGCAGAGCAGAUCAGAGAAGAAGAGAAAGCUGCCAAGGAGCGGGAACAACAUAGACUUGCUCACCAAGCGGAAGCUGAGAAGACAAAACCUAAGGAGAAGUCUGGCGACAAUAGUUUGUAUUCCCUACACGACUUCGAUAUCAACAUCGAACUAGACCUACCCAUUGCUAAAUCAACGAACUCGCUACCCAAACAGAUGACGACAAAAGUAAAAGAAACUGGACCGAAGCGGUCACUCAACUUAGAAGAAUACAAGAAAAGACACGGCCUAAUAUGAGUCAACCCGUACAUACUACCCGGCAACUUCAAUAUACAUACAAGAGUGUAGACGACUGUUUUUUUUGCAUAAAAAGGGCCUUGGACUGUUUUUUUACAAACAAUGUGGUAUUAUACUGUUUUUUUUUACAUGCAAUAGGGUAUUCCAUUUUUUGACGUACAAUGGUGUAUUAGACUGUUUUUUUUUUUCAAGGAGCUUAACAGCUUCAUUUGCAAACUAUUAUAAAUGUAGAUAAUGGAAGGCCAGAUUUAGAUAGAAUUCAGUAAGGAGAUAGUUGGAUACCUACAAAAGGAUUUAGGGUAGUUUUUAGCUCGGAAAUCAUCCCCUAAAGGGAUGAAAAGGGGAUGGAAAAAGCGCCACGACCGAAGUACACACGGAUAAAAUCGCGAGCUAUACGGAUAAAACUAGUAAUACAAUAAAGUUUUGUUUGCCAGAAUUAGCGCCAUAACAUACAAUAAACUCACGACCAUAUCCCAAUUGGGGUACAAUCAAAGAGCAAAAGUGCAGUCACUGAGCCCAGCUAAUUAUAAACAGUGGUGAAAUUAUGAACCAUUAGUUGUCAUAAUUAUAAAAAAUACCUACAAAAUUGUACCUGUGUUUUUGGUCCAUUAUAGAAACGACACGUAACCAGGAGGUCUUAAGUGCAACCAGUUAAUUUAUUACUUUGCAAGAAACAGAUUGGACUUUUGCACUUUAUCGUAGUCAUGAGCAAUAUAAUGUACCCACUUUAGGACUCUGUCGCACUAACAUAUUUGACAUUUAGUGAGACUUACAGUUCAAUUUGUCAAAAAAGUUAAUGUGACAUGGUACCAAAGUGUAUACAUAUUAAUGCUCGUGACUCGUGACCGUACAUCCAUCGCUAGAUGAACUAAGUAUCCACGCCUCACCGAACUUUCGGCUCAACAUUAUUACUGCAUUAAAUAAUAACAUUGAAUUAUAGGCUAGAAAAUUAAUAGGCAAUUAAUAGGUAAGCGGUGAAUACUAGUUUCUACAUCACACGAUAUUUUCGUAGUAAAAUCUGAAUACCUUUGAUAUUUUUGUCGUAAUAAAUCCAGGUCUACCGUCAUCGUGAGGUAAGACUGUUGUCAAAUGCGAAAAUAUUAACAAUGAAAACUAAAUUCAAUUAGGAUAUUACUAAAUCUACGUCAGUUGCCAUUAGCAGAUAAUUGUUUGGGCAGGUAAUUCAUCGUUAGGGCGGAUAAUUCAUCGUUUGGGCGGAUAAUUCAUCGUUUGUCCAGGUUAUUUAUUGGAAAGAUUUUUUUUCCUAUCAGUACGAAUAUCUUCUGUGUUGUGUAUUGUUUAUAUUUAUUUUUUGAAGUCUUAAAACAUCUUUUUCAUUGUCUUAGAUGGAAUUAAAAUUAUUCAGACAACC
Messenger RNA from Pectinophora gossypiella (pink bollworm), 3806 nucleotides. RefSeq names its product RNA polymerase-associated protein Rtf1 (gene Rtf1). The record is from RefSeq and is a predicted model, not a curated record. Gene Ontology annotation, cellular component: Cdc73/Paf1 complex. NCBI's taxonomy places the organism in Eukaryota, Metazoa, Arthropoda, Insecta, Lepidoptera, Gelechiidae. Bases 92 to 2434 code for a protein of 780 amino acids. Gene Ontology annotation, molecular function: RNA polymerase II C-terminal domain phosphoserine binding; DNA binding. The transcript has 18 exons.